AUGGACAUCACCAGCCCCAACGCUGACGACGACCCGCACAAACGGGGCCACAAGAGGCGCCACGAGAGCGAGGACAGGGACGCGCAGCAGCCGCCCCGACCCUCCGAGAAGCGCCGCCGCCUCAAGACGGGCAGGAGGGGCACCAAGCGUAAGGGACACCCCCGAAGCGUCGCAGAGGGCCCGCCCCUGAAGAAGCGUCGCACAUCUGGUACGCAUGGCGGGCGGGCGGGUGGACGCACCCACCAACAGGUGCAUCAUCCAUUUAUCUCACUGGGGGCUGGUUGGUUGUCUUGUGUUUGUCUUGUGUCAGACUCUUGCAUCCCGGGGCCAUCCGCUGGCCGCCAGGUUGGCUGCUGGCUUCAUCCACCCGUCCAGCGACAGAUGGACUGGCUGCAGCUGCCUCCCCUUCAGCAGCCGCUCAUCCCCGAAGAGCAGCAGCAGCCGCCCAUCGACCCCCCGGAGCAACAGGAGCAGCCACCGGCCGACGAAGACGACCCACCAGGCGGCAACCAGAACCACCAGCCACAGGUGGAGCAGCAGCAGGCCGCCACAGCGUCCAGCAGCCGGAAGAAGCGCAAGAGGGUGGGCUCCCGGCUGCGGGCUGAAACCGCUGCCCUCAAGGCUUCUGUGGCGUCCUUCUGCGGCGACGUGUCGAGGCAGGGGGACGGCGAGGGAGACGGGGGAGACGGGGGCGACAAGGGCUACAGCAUUCGCAGCAAGAGGCGCCGCGACCGAUAG
Molecule: messenger RNA, 738 nt
Organism: Vitrella brassicaformis
Lineage: Eukaryota; Vitrellaceae
Source: the annotation of a GenBank genome assembly